Messenger RNA from Staurois parvus, 1239 nucleotides. The record is from the annotation of a GenBank genome assembly. NCBI's taxonomy places the organism in Eukaryota, Metazoa, Chordata, Amphibia, Anura, Ranidae.
UUUGGGAGUUCCUGGGAUUACUGUCCUAGAGGGUAUGAACUGAUAUGCAAAUCAUCAGCUCUUGCCAAUUGGUUUCUUAAAGAUAUCCAGUGUUUGCCAGAACUGGAGCCAAUUCGCUGGUGCUGGAGGAGCUGCCCACAUCUUCAGACUCUUGUUCAACACUUACUACCAGCUGACAGACCGUUGGAGUUAUGCAGAGACCACUUGCAGCUUGCAGAUAGUGGACUUGUUGCUUUAGAUUGGGUAGUGGGCCCAAGACAAAGUUUAAGAAUGAGAAGAGGAACAAAUGCAACCGGCAACCCACCACUGCUCCUGGUCAUUCCUAACCCCUUUGGAAAAUUAACAAGAAACAUUCAGAACCUCUGUUUUCAGGCUCUAGAAAAAGGGUACUACCCUGUCAUAUUUAACAGACGGGGCCAAAAUGAAUGCCCAUUGACAACCCUCAAGCUACAAGAUUUUGGUGAACCAGGAGAUCUGAGAGAAGCAGUUACUUAUAUUCGUUUUAGGCAUCCAAGUUCCUUGCUCUUUGCAGUCAGUGAAGGGCUAGGUUCUGGACUUCUGCUGUCCUAUUUAGGAGAGUGUGGCUCAUCAAGUUAUUUGACAGCCGUAUCCUGCAUUUCUCCAGUGUUUCGUUGCCAAGAGUGGUUUGAGAACAAGCUCCCAUGGCUGUAUGAAUGGGCUCUACUGCUUUAUCAGAAAACUAUUCUCAGCAGAUACUUCACUGUUUUAGGAGAAAUUCUACCAACUGAGAAAUUAUUUGACAGUCAGUCCCUCCAAGAACUACAUGAAAUUUUGCAUUGUGAACGCAAGACUAAAAAGGUUGGUUGGGACGAUUACUGGGAACAAAAUGAUCCGCUCCGUGAUGUGGAUGAAGUUGCUGUCCCUGUCCUGUGCAUCUGUAGCAUGGAUGAUCCUAUCCGAGGUCCACCAGAGUCUACUGUCCCCAUUGAACUUUUCAGAACCAAUCCUUAUUUUCUGCUGCUGUUGACACGUUAUGGAGGCCACUGUGGCUUUCUUACAGAUUCCACUAUAGCUUGGAGUCACGAAGUUACAUUAGACUACUUUAGGUCAGUGACUGAGUUUUUUAAAGCUGAGGAGAAAACCAAAAGGUUGGCCAACCGGAGAUACUCUAACAUGAUGAGCAAGCGCAGAAGACCAACUUUGCAAAGACGGGAUCUUUCUGCUUAUAGGGACCUGGAAGAAGAGAUUUUUAGCUGGAAGAGAUCAUACACCAGAUGA